Molecule: messenger RNA, 1296 nt
Organism: Mycetomoellerius zeteki
Lineage: Eukaryota; Metazoa; Arthropoda; Insecta; Hymenoptera; Formicidae
Gene: Ostgamma
Product: oligosaccharide transferase gamma subunit
Exons: 8
Coding region: 265-1254 (329 amino acids)
Cellular component (GO): oligosaccharyltransferase complex
Source: RefSeq, a predicted model, not a curated record
CGAAUCUGGCCGAGUCCCAACUUCCAACACUCCUAACCUAAGUCCCAAACUCUCAACCUCAAAUCGUAUUCGUGGAAUGUAGUGGAAUACGUGCACGAGUGCCACGUGUACCCGCCGUACCCGGUGGAUCAACUGAUCCCAGCUAUCGUGAUCUACACGCGAUAAUCGGUGGCUGCUACUGCUAGCAGUGCUGGCUAAUGCGUCGCCGGUGGAGUUGUUAACCUCGUUAAGUUUCCGCGCAGCGUAUCAAUCCUCUGGUUCACGAUGAAAUACAAGCUCUAUAUUGUACUGAUUUUUCUUUCCGUUCUAAGCUAUGUCAUUUGUCAAUACAGAACGAAAAACAAUCAAGGCACUUCCUUGGCCGAACGCGUGCAACAAUUAACUGAGAUGACUUUGAAAAAACCGAUAUUGAAAUUUAAUGGGUCAAAAUUUAAACAGUAUAUUAAAGCUCCUCCAAGGAAUUAUUCUAUUAUUGUUAUGUUUACCGCUAUGGCGCCUCAGAGACAAUGUCAGAUUUGCAGGCAUGCCAAUGACGAAUUUACAAUAGUGGCGAAUUCUUUCCGAUAUUCUGCCUUAUACUCCAACAAGUUGUUCUUUGCCUCUAUCGAUUUUGACGAAGGAUCAGAUGUCUUUCGAUUGAUGAAGUUGAAUACUGCACCAGUAUACAUGCAUUUUCCACCCAAAGGUAAACCAAAAGCUGCCGAUACUAUGGAUAUCCAACGAGUAGGAUUUGGUGCAGAAGCAAUAGCAAAAUGGAUAGGUGAACGCACAGAUAUCCAGAUCAGAGUAUUUAGACCACCAAAUUAUUCUGGUACAGUAGGAUUAGGACUGCUUAUAGUUAUUGUAGCAGUUGGUCUGUAUCUCAGACGUAAUAACUUGGAUUUCAUUUAUAACAAAAAUCUUUGGGGAUUCUGCGCUUUGUUCUUCGCCAUAAAUAUGACCUCUGGACAAAUGUGGAAUCAUAUCAGAGGACCACCUUUUGUUCAUAAGUCACCAAAUGGCAAUGUAGCUUAUAUUCAUGGAUCUUCUCAAGGACAAUUUAUAGUGGAAACCUAUAUUGUUAUGGUUAUGAAUGGAGCAGUAGUGUUAGGAAUGAUCUUAAUGACUGAGGCUGCAGCUCGUAAAGGAGACGUUAAGAAGCGUAAAAUAUUAGCUGUGAUAGGUGCAGGAUUAGUCACAAUUUUCUUUAGUCUUCUUCUGUCAAUAUUUAGAAACAAGGCUCAAGGCUAUCCAUAUAGUUUAUUAUUCAAAUAACUAAAUAGAAAGGAAAUAUCUUCAUACAUCAUUUAUUGAGCG